This is a messenger RNA of Chaetura pelagica (chimney swift), 2310 nucleotides long. It is a transcript of the gene CLPX, whose product is annotated as caseinolytic mitochondrial matrix peptidase chaperone subunit. Gene Ontology annotation, cellular component: mitochondrial matrix. Lineage: Eukaryota; Metazoa; Chordata; Aves; Apodiformes; Apodidae. Gene Ontology annotation, biological process: protein catabolic process; protein folding; proteolysis. The transcript has 13 exons. Gene Ontology annotation, molecular function: ATP hydrolysis activity; ATP binding; ATP-dependent protein folding chaperone. The record is from RefSeq and is a predicted model, not a curated record. Bases 682 to 1815 code for a protein of 377 amino acids.
ACUUGUGGUCGUACACGCAUCCCUGUUUUAGGAAAACUUGGGACUUUUGAAACUUGUUCUCUCAAACGAAUUCCUCUUAGAAACUUCUCAGAAACACCAGCUUAUUUUGCUUCAAAGGAUGGUGCAAGCAAGGAUGGUUCUGGAGAGGGAAGCAAGUCUGUCGGUGAGGGGGGUGGUAAAAAGUCAAGCUCUGGAAGCUCUGGGAAAGGAGGGAACCAGCUGCGCUGCCCGAAGUGCGGUGACUUGUGCACACACGUGGAGACCUUUGUGUCUUCCACCCGUUUUGUGAAGUGUGAAAAGUGUCACCAUUUCUUUGUUGUGCUGUCAGAGGCAGACACAAAAAAGAGCAUCAUUAAAGAGCCCGAGUCAGCAGCAGAAGCUGUGAAAUUGGCAUUCCAGCAGAAGCCACCGCCUCCACCGAAAAAGAUUUAUAACUACCUCGACAAAUACGUUGUUGGUCAGUGUUUUGCCAAGAAGGUGCUUUCAGUUGCUGUGUACAAUCAUUACAAGAGAAUCUACAAUAAUAUCCCAGCCAACCUGAGACAGCAAGCAGAAGUUGAGAAGCAGACUUCUUUAACACCCAGAGAAUUAGAAAUCAGAAGACGGGAGGAUGAGUACAGAUUUACAAAACUACUACAGAUUGCUGGAAUCAGUCCACAUGGAAAUGCUUUGGGAGCAUCGAUGCAGCAACAAAUGAACCAGCAGAUACCUCAGGAAAAACGGGGAGGAGAAGUUCUAGAUUCACCCAAUGAUGACAUAAAACUUGAAAAAAGUAAUAUUUUGCUGCUUGGACCAACUGGAUCAGGUAAAACUUUGCUGGCUCAGACUCUAGCUAAAUGCCUAGAUGUACCUUUUGCUAUCUGUGAUUGCACCACCUUGACUCAGGCUGGCUAUGUUGGUGAAGACAUUGAAUCUGUCAUUGCAAAACUCCUGCAAGAUGCCAACUACAAUGUGGAAAAAGCUCAGCAAGGAAUUGUUUUUCUGGAUGAAGUAGAUAAGAUUGGCAGUGUUCCUGGUAUUCACCAGUUACGGGAUGUUGGAGGAGAAGGGGUUCAACAAGGCUUGUUAAAAUUACUAGAAGGCACAAUAGUAAAUGUUCCAGAAAAGAAUUCUCGUAAACUACGUGGAGAAACGGUGCAGGUUGACACAACCAACAUCCUUUUUGUAGCUUCUGGUGCUUUUAAUGGUCUUGACAGAAUUAUCAGCAGGAGGAAAAAUGAAAAAUAUCUAGGCUUUGGGACACCAGCUAACAUGGGGAAAGGCAGAAGGGCUGCAGCAGCAGCUGAUCUUGCAAAUAUAAGUGGAGAGUCAGAUCCUCAUGAGGACAUUGAAGAAAAGGAUCGUUUGCUGCGCCACGUGGAAGCCAGGGAUCUGAUUGAGUUUGGCAUGAUCCCUGAGUUUGUGGGACGUUUGCCUGUGGUGGUUCCUCUGCACAGCCUAGAUGAGAAAACCCUCGUACGGAUUCUUACAGAGCCGCGAAAUGCUGUGGUCCCUCAAUACCAGGCACUGUUCAGCAUGGAUAAGUGUGAAUUAAAUGUAACUGAAGAUGCAUUGAAGGCUAUAGCCAGACUGGCCUUGGACAGAAAAACUGGUGCAAGAGGUCUUCGGUCUAUCAUGGAAAAGCUGUUGCUGGAGCCCAUGUUUGAAGUGCCCAAUUCUGACAUUGUAUGCGUGGAAGUUGACAAAGAUGUUGUAGAAGGCAAAAAAGAGCCAGGAUACAUUAGGGCUCCCACUAAAGAUUCAUCUGAAGAAGAAUAUGACUCUGGAGUUGAGGAGGAAGGCUGGCCUCGACAAGCAGAUGCUGCAAACCAUUAAAUACUGUCAGAAUGGUCGCCCAAGCACACUUGGUUAUUCCCUUUCCGAUUGCCUCUGGCUUCAGUCUUAUCCUUAAAGGCAUUGGAUCUAUCUCGGAUAGGCUACGUGAUGAGGAACUUUAUUAGCUAAAUCAGAUUGUGUAUUUUAUUGCAACAUCCCAUUGAUUCAUUGGAUGGACAUUGUGGGGACUUGGAUGGCAUAAUGUUCAAAUAUGAAUUGUAUAUGACACUUGUUCAAUUAAAAUGUAUAGCAAAUAGAGCAGCACCUGAGUUGCUCUUUCUAGGAGCUAAACCAGCAAUGCAGGUGCUGCCAAUAGUUAGAUUUUACAAUAAUGUUACUCUACAAAUGGGAAAUCAAGAUUAAUAAUUAGUAGAGGGUGAGUAAACUACCAGCUCCUCAUACGACCCACAGGGGGCUGCGUUCAGGUCAGUGUUAGGUUUCUGCUGGUGUUUGAAACUCGAUGGGUGCUGGAGUGAUUGUUACAUUUUGGGGAAG